Messenger RNA from Amphiprion ocellaris (clown anemonefish), 2921 nucleotides. RefSeq names its product GRIP and coiled-coil domain containing 1 (gene gcc1). NCBI's taxonomy places the organism in Eukaryota, Metazoa, Chordata, Actinopteri, Pomacentridae. Gene Ontology annotation, cellular component: Golgi apparatus. Bases 344 to 2608 code for a protein of 754 amino acids. The record is from RefSeq and is a predicted model, not a curated record. The transcript has 4 exons.
UCCACGUCCGGCUCGGUCCAACAUGGCGGCUGUUGACAGGUGAAGCUCAGAGGAGGAUUUUAGUUGAAAGGUUUCUUGUUUACGGGGUUUCAGGAGGUUCUCAUUUCGGUUUCGGUUCGUCGAAGUUGCAGCCGGUUCGUCGAUCAGCUGAUUAUCCGGUUCAGUUCUGAUCCUGGUGAAGAUGGUUCCAGUAUAAACCGGUCCUGAUCUGACUCCGGUGGACCCUGGUGAACCCUUGUGGACUCUGGUGGACUCCGGUGGACCCUGGUGGACUCCGGUGGACCCUGGUGGACUCUGGUGGACCCUGGUGGACCCUGGUGGACCCUGGUAGACCGGCAGAGUCAUGGAGAAGUUCGGGAUGAGUUUCGGCGGCGGUCCAAGCAGGAAGGAGCUGCUGGACACCGUGGAGUCCCAGAAGAAGCAGCUGGUCCAGUACCAGACCCGCUUCAAGGACGUGGUCCGGGCCUACAAGAGCCUCCUGAAGGAGAAGGAGGCUCUGGAGGCCAGUCUGAAGGUCCUGACAGCGACCCAGGAUGUGGACCUGAACCAGCAAGGCCAGGACGCCGCCCCAGAGCUCCCAGAGGACGGCUGCUCACUGCACAGCGAGGACAGCGUGGAGACGGCGGCGUCCGUGGAGACGCCGAGCGAGAUGGCCAGGGGGUACCAGAGCGAGGAGGACCAGGGAGAACCGGGACGAUCCAGUUCUACGCCGGACACCGGCGGCUCUGACAGCGGCGUGGGGGCGGAGCUGCAGCAGGCCACACCCCCUCCCAGUGCGGAGGCGGACCGCCGUGUCACCCAGCUGAAGGGCCAACUGAGCACACUCACCGGCGCCCUCGCCACGGUGACGCAGGAGAAGUCUCGCAUGGAGGCCAACUUCCUGGCUGACAAGCGGCAGCUGAAGCAGGAGGUGGAGGAGCUGCAGGAGCGACUGGUCAUCACGGCGACGAAGCAGGAGGCGGAGCUGAAUGCCCUGCAGCAGCAGCUGGCCGAGGCCCGCGCUCGCAUCAUCACGCAGCAGCACGAGAGGGAGCAGGAGCAGGGAGACCACGCCCAGCAGCUGAGAGAGCUGCAGAAGAUCCUGCAGCAGGAGAGAGACCUGCGACAGGAUGCCGAGCUGCGCCUGCAGGACGCCAGCACCGCCCUCCUCGUGACGUCACAGGCCGUGGACCGGGGGGCGGAGUCCGAGGCGCACCUGAGCCAGGUGAGGGAGGAGAGGGACGAGCUGAGGAGGAGGCUGCAGGCUGCCGAGGAUGAGCAGAAGAAACCGGAUCCCAGAGUGGACGAGAUGCAGCAGCAGAUGAAGGAGAUGAAGGAGAACUUCCAGCAGCAGAUCCUCAGUGAGACCCGCAAGGUGUGCGAGGCGGAGGAGCGUGCACGUGAGCGCGCCCAGUCUGCGGAGCUGCGGGUGGCCGGUCUGGAGCAGCGGGUGUCAGAGCUGUCGGAGCUACUGGGAUCCUGCGAGAAGGCGAAGCAGCGUGACCAGCAGAUGGCCCAGAGGCUCCGGGACCGAAUCCUGCAGCUGGACACGGAGAACAAGACACUGGCCAUCGCUGCCUCCAGCAGGACGUCCUCCGACCUCAGCCUGGACGAGUCCCAGCUGGACGUGGGACAGCUGAAGGACAAGCUGCAGAAGGUGAAGAAGCUGCUGCUGCUGGCGUCUCAGAGGAACCCCGACCUGAACAUCCAGGACGUGGCCGAGGCGGGGGACGGGACAUCGGCGCUGGUCUACCAGCAGGAGCUGCGGCAACUGAAAGAGGAGUUUGAGCGCUACAAGCUGCGAGCGCAGGUGGUGCUGAAGAACAAGAACGCCAAAGACGGCUGCCAGGCCAAGGAGCUGGAGGAGGUGAGGGACCAGCUGUCCGAGCUCCGGGAGAAGUACAUCAACCUGCGCAUCCAGAGUGACGAGGCCGAGGCGCGCCACCGGCAGCAGCUGGAGGAGCGGCAGCAGCAGGCGGCGGCGCUGCAGCACACUCACAAACAGGAAGUGGAGCGGGCGGAGACGCUGCACCGCGAUGAGCUUCUGCGGCUGGAGGCAGAGCUCCACAAGCAGCGGGAGAGGACCAUGGCGCUGCUGGACGAGAAGGACCAGGAGCUGGAGAGGCUGCGGGCCGCCGUCCUCGCCUGCAGCUACAACCCAGCCGACGGCCCGGCCGACGACGCGCAGCCGGCCGACCCGGACAGCGAGGGCGACAUCAUCAGCCAGGCCCUGCGGCAGGCUACGCCCACUGAGUCCACGCUGCUGCUGUACGCCGAGCAGCUCGCCAGGAAGGAGGUGGAGGCGGGCGGCCUGCGGCGGCAGAAGAACCGGCUGGAGGAGGACGUCCACCAGCUGCAGGCCAAGCUCAUCGCCAACGGAGAGCGCCACGACGAGGAGGUGUCAGACCUGCGGGGGCGACUCGACAAGCUGGUCCGGGACCGGAGCCGGGAGGGCGCCAACAUGGAGUACCUGAAGAACGUCAUCUACAGGUUCCUCACGCUGCAGGACUCCAGCGGCAGGAACCAGACGCUCAACGCCAUCCUCACCAUCCUGCACUUCAGCCCCCAGGAGAAACACGACGUCAUGAAGCUGCAGGGGUCAACCUGGUGGGGCCCCAACAGGAGGUAGAACACCUGAAGAGAACCUGGUGGGGCCCCAACAGGAGGUAGAACACCUGAAGAGAACCUAAACCUUAGAGACCAAAUGGAAGCUACUAACAGGGUGUUGAGGUUGGAUAAGAGGGAGACUGUAGUUUCCUGGUGACUAUCUGACCUUACCUGGUUUGAUCCGGUUUGAGCUACAUGUAUAUUUAUAUGAACAAUCGUCUGAUGUUCACUGUGAGGGAACUUCUAUAUCAGCAGAUGGUAAAUGCAGGUCUUUAUGUCUCUCAUCACAGAUAUUUUUGAUUCCCUUGUUGAAAUUAAACUAUUUUUGUGCUUCA